Messenger RNA from Symbiodinium sp. CCMP2456, 2025 nucleotides. NCBI's taxonomy places the organism in Eukaryota, Dinophyceae, Suessiales, Symbiodiniaceae. The record is from the annotation of a GenBank genome assembly.
GCUCAUAAGGAGGCGAUGCAUAGGCCCCGAAGGUUUCAAAGAGCCUCCUUCGGCAUGCCUCCGUGGCUGGAAGGCCCCGUCCGGCGUAGCAGGGGCUACGCUCGGAGGGGUGGCCGCCUCCUCCCUAUGUCCCCCUUCGCUCUCCUCCUCUUUGCUUUCUUUGCUUCUGCUCCGGCUCCGAACCUCUCUCCUCCCGGCUGGUGGUGUCGGGGCUUCCCAAGAAAACGAUAUGGCAGCUUCGCGGAGGUGGAGUUGCUGUCGCAGCUGGGCGCACUGCUCUGUCCCGAGAUGCCCUUGGAGGAGAUGUUUCGAAGCUUUCCUGGGAAAGACCUGCCGGACUGGGGAGGCCACUACUUGAGCCCCGACCUCGUGCUUUGGGGUGUUCUGAAGGAUCCGGAGGCCGCGCUCUUCAUCGAGUACGACGGUUUCUAUCGCCACUUUGAGCCUCGGGGAGUCGCAGCAGAUAGGCGCAAGACCAGAGCCCUGCUGGCCUAUGCGCCGGCCGGUUCUCGCGUGCUGCGAGUGAGCCAUGAGGAAAGGGAGGUAGAUGAUUUGGCGGAAUCGCUGGUGAUAUCCUCGUGGUGGCCUCAGCAUAGGAAGUCCCUCACCGCGUCACUGCUGGAAGUCGUGCAGUUUUUGCUGGGUGUGCCCUCACUUGGGCUCCGUCCUGAUCUGGUUGAGGAUCUCAAGAGAUGCCGAGAGAAAGACUUCCGGCUGUCGGAGGCAGCAUCAUUAUUUUCAUGCAAUGCUACACUGGCAGGUAAUCCUGGUGCAAAGCUAGCAGAGUUGAAGGACUUUCUGAUUUCACGGGGUUUGGGCGAAGGGGAGGUUGCCAAGGGCCUGGGCCUGAGUGACAACGAAGUUGCUAAGGCAGUUUCCAGAUUUCCGCAGCUUUUGGGCUACAGCAUCGGCGAGAAUCUGCAGCGAAGCGUGAACUGGUUGAAGGGCUUGGGCUUGAGUGACAGCGAGGUUGCCAAGGCCGUUUCGAAAUAUCCACAGUCGUUUGGUUGCGGCAGCGUUUCUAACAGCUUGGAGCCAAUGGUGAGCUGGCUUGUCUGCAUCGGUGCGAGCAGAUUGGAUAUCAAGCAUCUAAUUCGUCGCUUUCCAAUCAUCAUGUCGCUGAGCCUGUCCAGGAAUUUGAGACCCAAGAUGCAGCUUCUGCGACAAUAUUUCUCGCUUGCGGAUGCUCUUGCAUUAGUUGUGGCAGAUCCCCGCAUCUUUAGUUACAGUGCCUCGCGCUUGCACGAACGCCUGGCACUGCUCGCAAGCAGGGAGCAGCUGGUAAACUUCUCCGCAGCACUGCGCAUGACGGAGUCAAGCUUCGAAUCCAGAUAUGGGGUGCAAACUUGCAAAUGCCUGCACUGGCUAACGUUUGAGACCUUCGAAGUCCUGAUGAGCGUGCACAGCGUGCAGGACAUCCAGAACGACGGUCUGUUCGGCAAGAAGGAGUUCAAGGUGAAGGCAAGCUUCAACUGGAGCAACACGGAGACCUCAGGGACCCAGGACAUGCGCUGGGAGCAGACGAAGAAGCUAGAGAUACCCCAAGGCGCCGCCGAAGGGAUUAUCAGCCUCUGGUCACUGGGGACCAUCAAGGACUCGAAGGUGGCAUCCUACUCUUUGGACACGAAGAAGGACAUGCUGGACAAGGCCGAGUCCUUCUUCGGGAAGAAGCAGAAGCUCAAGCUUCAGUACAAGGGGAAGACGGUUGGAACUUUGCUGAUCACCUUCAGGAAGCGAGGGAAAGGCGAGGGCGACAUUGGGGACUGCCCAAUCGACGGUAUUGACGAGGACUCGCCGUUGCUGAUCGACAUCAACAAUGCCAUCCAGGAGAUGGUCAAGAAGAAGGAGCUCCAGCCUUUGCAGAAAGGCGAGAAGUUGGAUGGUGAGCGCAAGAUCGCCGUGCUGGCCAAGACCCUUCAGGGCGAUCUGCGAGAGAUCGACUUAGAGGGCACAGAGAAGGGCAAGGUCCACGUGCGUACCAUCUACUGCAACUUCGCCGAGCUCAAGGGGGAUGACAUGAAGGAG